This is a messenger RNA of Thalassophryne amazonica, 2075 nucleotides long. Its product is annotated as tumor necrosis factor receptor superfamily member EDAR-like. The record is from RefSeq and is a predicted model, not a curated record. NCBI's taxonomy places the organism in Eukaryota, Metazoa, Chordata, Actinopteri, Batrachoidiformes, Batrachoididae. Gene Ontology annotation, molecular function: signaling receptor activity. The transcript has 12 exons. Gene Ontology annotation, cellular component: plasma membrane. Gene Ontology annotation, biological process: positive regulation of canonical NF-kappaB signal transduction; positive regulation of JNK cascade. The coding region runs from base 342 to 1883 and encodes 513 amino acids.
ACACUAGAUGGCAGAGUUGAGUCACAGCAUGUUAAUCAUUGUGAGGCUACCUGCUGGCUCAUGUUAAUGUGUUUCAGGGCGGAGAGAAGUUCUCACUUUUUUUUCUUCUUUUUUUUUUUUCCUAAUCAGGAGGAGCCUGAAGACACGCCGGCAUGUACCAAGGUGGAGGUUGAAACCAGAAAGGACAGUGUGGAGUAAAUCCUCUCUUGCAGCAGCCCCUCGGUGAUGCUUCGCCGACAAAUCGUCAAACCCUGAUCAUCGAUCACCAGCACGCUGAUCAGCCGCAGAGAAACCAGACGAGUGUGCACCUCCUGUCUGUGCUCCAGGAAGAAGGUGUAAAAAUGUCGAAGAGAAGAGACCAGACAAAGUCCAUUCUUCUGUCCCUUUUAUUGUUGUGCUGUAUGUUUGUUGGAGCGGAGUAUUCCAGCUGUGGAGAGUAUGAGUUCUUCAACCAGACCAGUAACAGCUGCCAGGCAUGCCCGCAGUGCCAACCAGGACAGGAGCCACACAUGACAUGCGGUUAUGGCGUGAAGGAUGAGGACUUUGCGUGCAUCCCGUGCCCACAGGGGAAAUAUUCCAAAGGGAAGUACGAGAUCUGUAGACGCCAUAAAGACUGCGACGCCCUCUACCGGGCCACAGUGCUUGUACCUGGAACGCCUGACAGUGACGCAGAAUGUGGACCUUGUUUACCAGGGUACUACUUGCUGGAGAACCGACCCAGAAACCUGUAUGGGAUGGUUUGCCACUCCUGCCAAAAUGCACCACGCAAUACAAAAGAAUGCAUGAAGACCAAUGUGGUGGCACCAGGAAAACCUCCAAGUGGCCCCAGUAGCACCACUAUAUUCCCUCAUCUACAUAAAGAUGCAACAGGACAAGGUCACCUAGCAACGGCUCUCAUUAUCGCCAUGUCAACCAUCUUUAUCAUGGCAAUCGCCAUUGUCCUCAUCAUCAUGUUUUACAUCCUUAAGGCCAAACCGAGCGGCCAGGCCUGCUGUUCUGGACAAGUGGUGAAGGCUGUGGAGGCUCAGACCAAUAAACAGGAGGAGAAGAAAGACGUCCCUGACAAUGUGGUGAUCUACUCAGAAAAAGACGAGUUUGACAAACUAAAAGCUCCUCCACAGAAGAUGGUAAAAAGUGAAAACGAUGCAUCAUCGGAGAACGAGCAGCUGUUGAGCCGAAGCAUUGACAGCGACGAGGAGGCGUCUUCAGAGAAGCAGGGAUCAGCUGGAAAUAAUAACCACAAGCCCAACCCAUGCCUUGUCAACCUGGACAACAAACCUGACCUAUGCCUGCUGUCUCUGGGCCUCCUAGACCACGAUCGCACCUGCAACGCGACUCCCGUCACCUCAGCUAGUAACCUGCCAAGUCCCAAUCACAUCACGAGCACUAACCACAUCAACAGCAUGAAUGGAAUCAAUAACAAUAAAACCCCAGGGUUGCUGCAGAGUCGAAGGAAAAAGAUCCUAGAUCUGUACACCAGAACCUGCAAUGUGACAGAAGGCCUCAGCCCCACUGAGCUCCCCUUUGACUGUCUGGAGAAAGCCAGCCGCAUGCUCAGCUCCUCCUACAGCAGCGAGGCAGCUGUGGUGAAAACAUGGAGGCACCUGGCUGAAAGCUUCGGCUUGAAACGCGACGAGAUCGGCGGCAUGAGCGACGGGCUGCAGCUCUUUGAGCGGGUCAGCACGGCGGGCUACAGCAUCCCCGACCUCCUCACCCGCCUGGUGCAGAUCGAGAGGCUGGACGCAGUGGAAUCCCUCUGCUCAGAUGUGCUGGGCAGCAGCGAGGUGGCAGCAGCUGGACGGCAGGGUAUCAACAGCUUUCACAGCCAGUUGGUGUGUUCAUCCCCGUGUCCAUCUCCAUCUCAACGCUGCGCCAGUGUCUAAGUGUGGUGCAGACCUGACGUGAAUAUGAACGGACAGACGAGGCGCUGCCACGGCACAUAUGUAUAUAAAGACACAGUAACAGUAUCACAUGAAGAAUGACAGUGGAGUUCCCCUUCCCCUGAUAACGUGUGGCCUUUCACUGUGUACACGUUUGUCACCCGGACAUAACUUUAAUGAUUUCAUUUCAACAAA